AUGUUUCCAAAUCAAAAUGGCUUUCCACAAAACAGUCGCAGCCAACAAAUCCCCACCGCCCAACAACAGCAGACGGCGGCGGUGAUGAACAUUUUACAACAAAUGCAACAACAGCAGCAGCAGGGAAACCAAGCUCAAAACAUGCCUCAAGCACAGCAGCUCACCGAGUUGAUGCGUAUGGCCCAACAACAGGGAUUACUUCCGGCGAACGCACAGCAGCAAGUGCAAAGAUUACAGCAAGCAGCUGCUGCUCAGAGUUCCAAUGGGAGUCGAAGGGGGAUGACGCCGCAAAUGCAGAACCUCGAUGCAAUGCGUGCCCGCGCCAUGUUCAACGAACAGUUCAACCAACCCGGCACUUCCGGCCAACAACCACGACGUUCCAACCAACAAAUGAUGACCAGCCAAUCGAACGCUCAUCAAAUGGCCCAGCUUCACCCUGCUGUCAGAGGAGCCAUGGCCUCGAGUGCGGCCCUGAAGGCCCAACUGGCUCAGCGCAUGUCUGGGAUGCAACCUUCGACUUCUGGGACCCAACAACAGCAACAGCAACGUCGCCAACAUCCGGCAAUGCUUCAGGCGCAGCCCCAUCGUCGUGUCAUGCCACCGGCACAGCAGCAGAAUGUUUCACUCACGCCGGAUCAAGUUGGGUUGGUGCAGUCAUCAAAGAAGAUUGUACAUCGUUGGCAAAGAGAGUUUGGCGGGAGUGCAACCGGCCUCAAAACAGCUCGCGAGACCCUAAACGCCAAGAAAAAGUCAUUUUUCAACAAAGCAUCAGCUGUAAAAAUCUAUGUUUUAAGCGAGAUCAGCCAAAAAUUUGAUACAUUAAUGAUGGCGGCUGAAAUGGAUAUCCAAAAACUGCUCGAACCCUCGACCCUAGUUUUGAAUCAGCUCUCGGAAAAAGCGAUGAUGGCCCAAAAGUUGGAAGAAUUCAUCACCUACCUGGAGACCGGAAACGGAAAAAUCAAUCUGUCUGAGGCGCAGGCAACUUUAGAUCGGAUGCAAGCCCUCUAUGAUAAUCUGGAGAAUUCUGAGACUAUGUUGAAGGAUGGUCUCCGGUCUAUGAAUGAAGUAAACGACAUUGAUGUGGAGUUCCAGAUGCAUAAUUUGGAUUUUCUGUUGGAUGCCAUCGACAUCACGAAUUUCGGGUAUCGUGCGGGGAAGCGGAGCGUUGAUUUGGAGAAGAAGCCGAUUGUUUUUGUUCCGACGCCUCCGCAAGUUAACCGGUUGAAGCUCUGGGAUCAACUGGAUUGGACUCAUCUUCGACUCCGAGAUACUGGAAAUCUCCAGCUGAACCGCCCCUACCGAGACCUUGAUCAAGCAAUGGUCGGGGCUCUGUUCCACGCCUUCAUGCGCUGGUAUCCAAGCCCGCACCUUGCUGGUGAUGAGGGUAUCGACAAGACGAAGCCGCUGAAAUGGGAGAAUAGCCCCCGGAAACGUCGAGUGGAACCCCUCAAGGACAAAGUGUGUAAAUGUGGAGCACGAUUCCCGGAUGGUCCUGUUGUCUGGAAGAACGGAGUCGGAAUCCGACGUCAAAUCGUCCCGUCCGAAGAACACGAAACCGGACCAGAGGAGCAACCUAUGGAAGUGCAACCGCAAGUCCACGCAGCUGAAGAAAACCAGCAAUCAACAACUAUUAACCCUGAAUCGGUGGAGGUACCUGAGCAACAACCACCACCUGCAGCUGAACAACAAGUGAUCGAUCUCGACUCUUCCGGCUCAAAUCAUCCACCUGAGCAAGCUACUGUUCCACCGGCCGUGAAUGGAACCACUUCAGAACCUCCCCCACCAGCCCCAGUAGAAAAUGGAGUAAAACCGAUCGAAACUGUCGUGGUAUCGGAUGAUGAUGACAUUGAAGUCGUCCAAGUUAUCCCCUCCAAAAGUCGAUCGACCGAUUCUACAGAAACCCCAUCCACCUCAGAAUCCUUUAACCAAAACGGUCACUCCCGCCCCGUUCCUCCACGCCCGAAUUCCUAUAACCAAAGCCAAAUCCGGGCCGCAUUGGCGAAAGUUGAUGCCGCAAACGCUGAAGUCAACGAAAAAUCACAGCGCCGCUUGGAAAAUCUGGUACAGCAGAUCAACGUUCACAAAAGACAAGAAGAAGAGGCCCGAGUCAGACUAACGCUCGAGAGCGCCCUAGCCGCAGCUUCGACAUCCGCCACUCCAAUCUACGAAGAGCCACUCGGUUUCAACCCGGGAUCGUUUGAGGCUAUUUUGAUGAAUCAGCACCAGCAGAUGAACCCGAAUGUGGAGACGGUGAAUUUGGAUAGUGAUGGGGAAGAAGGAAAUGGCGGAGAAGUACAGCAGGCUGAGGGCGGUUACCAAGCGCAUCGAGAGCCUCCAUCAAUCGCUAGAAUGAAUGCCGCUGCUCCUCCCGUUUCUCAGUCACUUUAUAAAACUGCCGUGGAAAGACCUUCGAUGGUUGGACAGCCACCUGGGAAAUUAUAUGUUGAUAUGACUGACCCGCGAGUCAUCGCGCGAGCCACUCCACCAAAGCGAAAACACAAGCCAACCCAACAACAUUCACCGGGAGCCAAAAGACCGCCGCUCAAGAAGAGAAAAGAUGCUGUUGCUCCACUUCCGGAAGUCGUAACCGAAUGGACGGUCGAUGAAGAUGGCCAUCACAACAUGUGCUUCUGCUGCCAGAACAAGAAGGACACAAAUGCGGAUCCGGGAUGUUGCGACAAAUGCCCUCGGAUCUAUCACGCUGAAUGUCACAUCCCGACGAUCAGAUGCUCGAUGGCCGAUUUACCUGAUGACUGGAUCUGUUCUUGGUGUCAACCUGCCGAGCCUACAACCACUUUCCAAGAUGACGAUUUCACUGAGGAUGAGCGAUUGAAUUGCAUAAAAGUGCUGCUCGGCUGCUACAAGCGGCCGGAUUAUGCCAGUAUUUUUAUCGAGCCUGUGGACCUGGGUACCGAAUUGGAUUAUAUUAAGCUCGUCGAAAAGCCGGUCGAUUUCUCGAUGAUUGCCGCGAUGCUAGACCCGAUGGCCCUUGACCAGCUCCAAAAUGUCCGAGAUUUCAUCAACCAUAUGAAUGCCGUCUUCAUGAAUUGCUCGAUUUACAAUGAGGCAAAAUCGGCGGUGAUGAUCGCGUGCAAAGCGGUUUACCAGGAUUAUCUGGGGUCGGUGAAGAAGUUCCUGCCCGCCUACAAGGAGAAGGUGUUCAUGUUUGUGCACUAUUAUAGGGCUACGAAAAAACAUUCCAUCCGCUGGCGCAUGCUGCUGGGCGACACGUUGAGCGCUCCAUUUUACGAUGAGCACGACUAUGCCCCACAUGUGGUCACAACCGGAAAUAUCAGCCCGCUGAGGGUCAAAAUCUCGCUUCCGAACCCGGAAAAACAAAUCAAACGCGAGCCGGAAGACUACCCGCCCCCGCAAUCGAAGCGUUCCCGUCGCAAG
Molecule: messenger RNA, 3396 nt
Organism: Mesorhabditis spiculigera
Lineage: Eukaryota; Metazoa; Nematoda; Chromadorea; Rhabditida; Rhabditidae
Source: the annotation of a GenBank genome assembly